AUGAUACAGAUUGCCUCACCGGGUUCGGCAACACCUCGCCCGCGCUUCCUCAAUCGCAGCUACGAAGCUCUGGACAGAGCGCCAAGAGCUCGCUCAGGAUUGUCGGCUUCUGAGUCAAUUAGACACCUUGACAGACCUAUUCUGCGACGCAGGAGCUCAUCGGGAAGCUCCACGAGACUGCCGGUGAGAUCCAGGAGUUCCCUGCAGAGAGGUGUGGUGCGCGUGAUGAGCCAGAGUGGAAUGGGAUCUCCAUCGAGAAUUCCAAGACCCAGAACAUCCAUUGGGAGUAGCAUAGAUGGUCUGGACAGCCGGCGGGAGUCCUCAGUGUCGCCCCAGAGAAGGAAGUCUUCCAUUAGGCGAUCUGGAAGGCGUCAGAGCGCAUCUAGCCUCUUGCCGGCUGUAACACUGCUGGAUGCCGAAUCCAUACCCAGAGAGAGAAGCUCGAGAUCCCCAAGACGUCCAGGAGUUCUGAAAGUUACUCCCUUGUCGCCAAUUAUCGGCACACCCAAUAAAGAGCCCGAGACACAGGAGGAUUCCAAGGUCAUGUCACCUUCGAGGAUUCCAGUGCGCUCCAACAGCAUUUCCCGGCCCAUGGCGCGCUCCAACACGACUCUGGGUGUCUCAACGGCCAGUCACAAGACUCAGGGAUCCCCUCUGGCGGCCUCCAGGGACGCCAGUCCGGGGAAAACACCAGCGAAAGCCACAUCGCCCAAGAAGGCACAGAAGCCCCCAGUCAAGUGCCACGAGCCCAAGAAGCCAGUGACGAAGAAGCCACCAGUGGACAAGAAGGCUGUGACAAAAACCACCAGGAAGAUCGAGACGGUGAGCAAGGUGAGGAAACCCGAAGUGAAGCCCGUGAGUAAGACGCCCAGCUUCCGGAAAGACAUUGCAAAUGGGACAGUGAAAAAGGAGCCAGCCAGUACCCGCAAGGAACCGUCAAUUGCUAAGAAGGAACCUUCCAGCGUGCGCCAGGAAACUUCAUCGGCGUCCAAGGACUCCAAGGGCAGGGUCAGUAGGGAGAAUUCAGCUUUGUCCAGGACAAGAGUGCCCCCAAAGCUUGAGAAAAAGCAGAGUUUUCGCGCCGAGAAGGCGCCAGCCAAAGUUAUGGAGCAGGAAAGUGUGGAGAUUUGA
Molecule: messenger RNA, 1131 nt
Organism: Phlebotomus argentipes
Lineage: Eukaryota; Metazoa; Arthropoda; Insecta; Diptera; Psychodidae
Product: neurofilament heavy polypeptide-like
Exons: 5
Coding region: 1-1131 (376 amino acids)
Source: RefSeq, a predicted model, not a curated record